Sesamum indicum (sesame) is the source of this 2147-nucleotide messenger RNA. Its product is annotated as growth-regulating factor 1. Gene Ontology annotation, molecular function: ATP binding. Gene Ontology annotation, cellular component: nucleus. Lineage: Eukaryota; Viridiplantae; Streptophyta; Magnoliopsida; Lamiales; Pedaliaceae. The record is from RefSeq and is a predicted model, not a curated record. Gene Ontology annotation, biological process: DNA-templated transcription; developmental process; regulation of DNA-templated transcription.
GUGGUGGGCUUGGACAAUCUGGUCUCCUCAAACUCUGCAACUGCUGCAGCUUCCAACAAUGGCAGCUUUGCUCUAGACAACACUACUGCUGAGAACAGCAAGCCUAAAUGGUAUGGAUCUGGGUUCCUAAAGCAAGAAAGGGCAAUAAAUGAAGAUGAUUUCAGGGACUUUAAGGUGGCCAAGACUUCUUCUUGUGGGGAGACAUUGAUGAAAAUUCCUUUGCAGAGAUCUAACACCACUAGUCUUUCUGAAGGCCAUCAGCAAAUGCUCAGCUUCUCCUCUCCCACCUCUCAGACUGUGACAUUUCCUUAUUAUCACCCCACAUCAACUGGUUUUAGUAGAAACACAGGGUAUGGCUCUACAGGGAUAAAUGCUGCAAGCAUGCAGGGGGUAGUAUCAGGGUUCAGAGGGCCUUUUACUCCAUCACAGUGGAUGGAAUUAGAGCAUCAAGCCUUGAUCUACAAGUACAUAACUGCUAAUGUGCCUAUACCUUCUUAUCUUCUCAAUCCGAUCAGAAAGGCUUUUGACACUGCUGGUUUUUCCACCUUUCCCGGCCUGAGAUCCAAUUCCUUGGGAUGGGGUGGUUUCCAUCUGGGAUUCUCCAACACUGAUCCUGAGCCGGGACGGUGCCGAAGGACUGAUGGGAAGAAAUGGCGGUGCUCGAGAGAUGCAGUAGCCGAUCAGAAAUACUGUGAGCGGCAUAUGAAUAGAGGCCGCCAUCGUUCAAGAAAGCCUGUGGAAGGCCAAUCUGGCCAUUCCGCCACUGGACUCACCACAACUAACGGCAAGCCACCUAUGGCUACAUCCUCAUCGACGUCUGUGGUGCCUCCUGGUGGUGUAUCCAACAGUCUCGGCCUUUCGCACCACCACCAACUAAGUAACUUGCAACCUGGUUCUAGCAAUCAUAUCCCAGGAAUAGGCAACAUCAACAGAAGUCUUCAAGACAAGGAAAAUGCUGAUGAGGCAUAUCGACACACAACAGUUCUGUCCAUGACAUCUCCGAAAGUCAGCCUCAAAGACAACCAGUUUUCUGUUCCCAAACAUCAGAAUGCAUAUGAAGAAUCCUCCCGCCAGGAGUUUGGAUUAGUCUGCUCUGAUUCUUUACUCAACCCUUUAGACAGGAGCUCAUCCCUUGUGAACUGCAGAAACUAUGGUACCCACCACAACCUCAACGAUCAUGAGAACAAAUCACAACAUGCACUCAGGCAAUUCAUGGACAACUGGCCAAAGAACCAACCAGAACAACGCACAGCCAUUUCAUGGCCCGAUGUUGAUCUCCAGCCAGACAGGACUCAGCUCUCCAUUUCCAUUCCUGUGGUCACAUCAGAUUUCAUGUCCUCUACUUCCUCUCCCACAAACGAAAAACUCACAGCUUCUCCACUACGUUUAUCUCAGGAGCUCAAAAUGGGAUUAGGUGUGGGCACUCUUGCUAGCGAACAAAACCAAAGGCAAACCAAUUGGGUGCCAAUUUCAUGGGAACCUUCAAUGGGAGGGCCUCUGGGAGAGGUCUUGCACACCACAAGCAACGGUGUGGCAGAUUGCAAGAAUGCGAAACCACUUAACCUCAUGGAUAGCUGGGAUAACAGCCCCAGGUUGGCAUCAUCCCCGACUGGGGUCCUGCAGAGGGGCGCCUUCGGAUCCCUCUCUAACAGCAGUGCUGGGAGCAGCCCGCGAGCCGAAAGCAGCAAGACUCUUGAUGGGGCUAGCCUCUGUAACGGACUUAUAGGUUCGGGACUCAUGAAUCCAUCACUGCCUGCACUUUAAUGCCAUCGAUAGGAACGUCAAAUCGGUCAUCAUCGAAUUUGUUAAUUUGUUUCAACUAGUAUGUAAUAGUUCAUUUCCAUGUUAUCACUGUGGCUUGCUGUAUCCAUUUGUGCCUCUCUAGUUGCUCAAACUCAGUUCAUCAGUAGUUGUGUCUUAAUAUUUUUGUCUGUCCUUGUGAUUUAAUUGCUCUUGUCUGGUGCAUUGUGCCCAUCACCAUUGUGAUUAGGUUGGUAGGAAGGAAACAUGCUGGUAAGUGGGGAUGAUGUAUUCAUAAGGUACGGGUUCUUGGUGGGCUAUAAAUUACAAUCACCCCCACCAUUAAAUUUUGUAUGUAUUUCAAACUUACAGUACUUCUGUAAACUUCUAUUUAGUGCUUAGCAUGA